Messenger RNA from Dalotia coriaria, 2374 nucleotides. RefSeq names its product RNA polymerase I-specific transcription initiation factor RRN3 homolog Tif-IA (gene Tif-IA). The coding region runs from base 302 to 2113 and encodes 603 amino acids. The record is from RefSeq and is a predicted model, not a curated record. Gene Ontology annotation, cellular component: nucleus. NCBI's taxonomy places the organism in Eukaryota, Metazoa, Arthropoda, Insecta, Coleoptera, Staphylinidae. The transcript has 8 exons. Gene Ontology annotation, molecular function: RNA polymerase I general transcription initiation factor activity; RNA polymerase I core binding. Gene Ontology annotation, biological process: transcription initiation at RNA polymerase I promoter.
AAAUUCGCAAACAUGUUGAAACUUGUCUAAAAUACCACGCAAAACACGUUUUCAACGAGUCUUCAUCACUCAUCGAGAAUAACAACAAUAAAACACCCCUCAGUUUUUAAAACAAUCAAAUACAACCGUACAUAUUCUUUAAAAACAACUGUGAAUAAACUUUCUACUGAAGUUUUAUUUGAAAUAAAAAGAAUAACGCGCUCUUAAUUAAAAGUAACCUUAAAAUAUUGCACCAUAUUUUGUUACAUUCAUCCUUGAAUAAAUUUCCGCGCAUGUAAUCGGUAACUAAUGUAAGUUCAAAAUGACUACGAUUAUAUCAAAGAGAAGCAAAGCUUCUCACGUUUCAUCUAUUCUGAAGACGACAUCCAUUCAGAACCGGUUAAAUGCAACGCGUACCGCUGUGAAAGUGCGAUUUCAACUGCCAUAUUCGCAAAAAGUACACUCGAUUUUAGAGAAUUACGUGAAGAAACAGCAGGUACAAGACUAUGAGAACCUAGUGGUGAUGAUCCGCGAUGCGGAGUUGUUCGACGAAGACUUCAAAGUUCUUCUGGAUGAAGCGACGCAGUGUGUUUCGGUGUUGAACUAUGACUUGAGGCUUUUUGUUGAGGCAUUGUUAAGCAUUGAUUGGAGCACAAGGGGGACAGCUGUGGUUACACAAUAUCAAUCUUUCUUGUUGAACUUGUUGUGUGCGCAUAAUUAUCACGCUAAAUUUGCGAUAGAUAAAUUAGUUCAACAAUUUCUAGCUGCUGAUUCCGAACCAGUAUGGAACGAUGGCGUCCCAACCGAAAAAGACUGCACGAAAUUCACAAAUAUUCAUUUUGUGAUCAAUACCCUUCUGGAAAUUAUUCCAAUGACUCAAGCCUUGUUAAUCAACUCAUUAGACAAUCAUUUUCCUUAUUUAAAGAAAUCUCCGCACGUUCACGAAGUCUACGUACAUAAUUUACUAUGUAUCUUAGAUUACAAGCCGAAAUUACGACCAGAGAUCUUCCGAUUGUUAUUUUCAAAAUUGAUUAUUCUCGACGUGAAUUCACCACGAGAAGAAAUUCAGCAAGCCGAUAUGGAUGACGAGGAAGUAUUCCAGAUGGACGAUGGCAACGACAAUCCAAACAAAAUGAAACACAGCGUAGCGUAUGCAUUGGAUCUUAGUUUAGACAAAGUGAUGAAUUAUUUUGUCAUGGAGUCGUAUAACAUAGAGACUGCUGAGUUAAUAUGGGAGAAAGCUAAAGAUUUAUAUCAAGACAUGUUGAAUAUCUUCAAUCAUAUUAUUCUACCGACUUAUAACACGCAUCACACUCAAUUUGUGAUGUUUGCGCUGUGCUCGAUGAAACCCGCACUCGCUGAAGGAUUUCUAAAUUAUUUGUGGAAGAAAGUUGUUUCACCGGAAGUUGCUCCUGUUUUACGUAUGAGUGCUGUGAUGUACAUCGCUAGUUUAAUCUCUAGAGCAUCAUAUAUUCCACUUACAAUGUUAAAAGGUACGUUGCAACAAAUGGCUGAAUGGAUUCACUCGUAUAUUGCGAAUCAAGACGGAAACGAAUACAUCAAUGGUGAUAUCAGAGUCCACAGUGUUUUCUACAGUGUUUGUCAAGGAUUGUUUUAUGUUAUCGCUUUCAGACAAAACGAUUUAGUCUCAACGCGGAAAAAUAUUACGUUCUUGGAAAGUUUAAAUUUAGGAAAAAUGGUGACUAGUAAAUUGAAUCCACUGCGUGUGUGUCAACCAGCUGUUGUUCAGAACUUUGCAUCCGUCACACGCACUUAUCAACUAGCGUAUUGUUAUCCUGUAAUCGAACACAACUCUAGAAAUGUCUUACCUACUGUCUAUCAAGAUGAAAAAGGAUGUUUUGUUAGUCAUAACAAUGUAUUGGAUGCAUUCUUUCCUUUUGAUCCUUACGUCUUAAAAAGCUCUGGCCAGAAAAUCAUACCUUUCUACUUAAACUACAAGAAACCCGAAAAGCACGCGGAUCCAACCACAAACGGACAUUCUUCUAGGAAACACCAACCAGAAAUAGAAGAUGACGAUUUUCUUCCCAUGGAUAUUUCAAGUUCUGCACCGUCCAAAGAAUUCGAUGCUCUGUUUAUGUAUGGAACUUCGCCCGGUUUUAAACAUAAAACAUAAACAUAAUGUAAUUUAUAGGAAAUUUUCGAGUGGCAUGCAUACUCAAAAUAAUUGGAAUUUAUUUAUUGCACUUUAAUAUUGAUUGAAUUUUGUUGAUCACGUCUCACGUUAGUAAAAUGAAUUCAUUUUAAUGCUGACUGUACAUUUUGCAACUUUUGAUAUGAUGGAACCAGUGCAUGUGAAUAAACUGAUGUGAUUUAUUGUAAAAGUGCAGCGCUUGCGUGAAAUGUAAACAAUUUCAUUAAUAUAUCGUCAACGUAA